Messenger RNA from Heterostelium album PN500, 708 nucleotides. RefSeq lists its product as uncharacterized. Gene Ontology annotation, cellular component: SMC loading complex; chromatin. The transcript has 5 exons. Gene Ontology annotation, biological process: mitotic sister chromatid cohesion; maintenance of mitotic sister chromatid cohesion. Lineage: Eukaryota; Evosea; Eumycetozoa; Acytosteliales; Acytosteliaceae. The record is from RefSeq and is a predicted model, not a curated record. Gene Ontology annotation, molecular function: double-stranded DNA binding. The coding region runs from base 1 to 708 and encodes 235 amino acids.
AUGAUUGAUAUGAUUAAUGUAGAUGUUACACCGGUGAAUGCUCUGUUUAGUUUCAGUGGUAGUUCUGCGCCUGGUCAAGCGACAAGACUAGAGUUGGAUGAAGCGUUCAACGAGAUUCAAAAUUGUAACUACCUACACAACCAAUACCCAUUGCUAUUCUCUGACUUUGGUGACACCGUUGUACAUACACUAUCUUCAAUCUACCAACAAACAUUGGGUAAUCACAUACAAUCAAAACAACAUAUUACAAUUGCAUUAAAUAAAUCAACAAGAUUUGAUAUGCAAAUUCUAUCAAUUAUAAGAAUGGUAAUAAAUACAUUACAUAUGAAUGAAAUUGAUACUGCAAAGAAGUUAAUAAAUGAUUACUUAUUACAACUUGAGAAUCAUCCACAAUUGGUGUUUAAAGUGGCAACAUUGUUUCUGGAUGGCGAUAGUAAUAAUCCACUGGAGAAUAGCAACAAUCUAAAAACAAUGUUAGAGUCUGCGAUCACUCUAUCUACGGUUUCCUCUGAUUUUGUAUCACUUUGUUGUUGCUACGAUAGUUCGUCUCAACCCGAUUCAACUCAAAAGCAAGCAUCUCUAAUGAUUAAAAGACAUAAUAUAAUAACCAAUACAGUAUCAAAAGAAGAUCAACAAUUAUUCUUUCAAUCAUUAAUAUCAAAUUCAGCAGCAGCAGCUAACUCAACGAAAUCACCUAACAACAAAUAA